GGCAGCAGCUGGUCUCGGUGUAAACAAGUCGAGGCGGCUGCGAACCCGGGCCGGGGGGGACGGCGCCCACCAGGAGCGCCCCCCACUCCCAGGCCAGGCCACUCCGCGGACCCGGCCCCCGCGCACCCAGGCGAGGCACUGGGCUCCCUCUGCUCCCCGUGGGCCGCUCCCCGCGUGGGGCCUCUGCCCCUGGCCCCCGCCAUGGUGCGGAUUUCAAAGCCCAAGACGUUUCAGGCCUAUUUGGAUGAUUGUCAUCGGAGGUAUAGCUGUGCCCACUGCCGCGCUCACCUGGCCAACCACGACGACCUCAUCUCCAAGUCCUUCCAGGGCAGUCAGGGGCGUGCCUACCUCUUCAACUCUGUGGUGAACGUGGGCUGCGGGCCAGCCGAGGAGCGGGUGUUGCUGACAGGCCUCCAUGCUGUCGCUGACAUCCACUGUGAGAACUGCAAGACCACUUUGGGCUGGAAAUAUGAGCAGGCCUUUGAGAGCAGCCAGAAGUACAAAGAGGGGAAGUACAUCAUUGAACUCAACCACAUGAUCAAAGACAACGGCUGGGACUGACCUCUGCUCCUGACGCAUGUGGCUCCAGCCUGGCCUGGCCGCCAGGGGGCGCCACCACCUCCCCUCGCCUGAAGGGAGCUCUGGACUCGCAGGGCUCCUGCAGAGGAAGGAUCCAGCUCUUGUACAUAUAUUUUAUUGCAUGCACUGUGACCUUGGGGGGAGAUCAGAAAGGGGACAACACCCCCGCACCUCCCUGCGAUCUGGCUGGCUUGGAUCUCGUUUUUAACCCCUUCCUGUCCCGCCUGCCCCAUAGAUAUGGCCUGUGUGCUGCUCUCUUGGCCCCAGUGCACUAUUUGUCCUGUGAACGUCUCUUCCCACCGGGUCUGUCUUACCCCAUGCGUGUCUGUUCCCCUCGUUCUGUAGCGUUUGUACAUAAUAAAACAAUGAAGUGGAGACA
Molecule: messenger RNA, 958 nt
Organism: Castor canadensis (American beaver)
Lineage: Eukaryota; Metazoa; Chordata; Mammalia; Rodentia; Castoridae
Gene: Ypel3
Product: yippee like 3
Source: RefSeq, a predicted model, not a curated record